AUGCCUGAUAACAUUCCACGGAGUCAACUACGCCGUCGCAACCAUAGUUCGCUCCAACUACCAUGUAGAAGUUGUCCAAGGUGGUUCAAAACUAUCGCCGGGCGAACAAAACAUCGCAUUUCAGCACAUCCCAUCCCGCCAGUACUACCUCAGGACAACCACCAACGCUCUCUGGAACCCAUCAUACCAGAGCCCCGUCUGCCAAGCCCACAGCCUCAUGUCGACCACGAUAUCGACAUGGAUGUGGAUGAAGGAUAUGCUGACUUGGAGCACCAACAUCAACCAUCGCCUCAACCAAACGUUGAUACGGAAUUCGUUGGGCCUGGGGAUCACCUGUAUCAAAACUAUCAUACGGGUCUCAAUGCCAGACCAUGCAAUGCGGAUGGUAUAUUCCUCCUCCCUGGCACUCCGCCCCCACCUUUGGAGAACGUAGCAACUGGCGACUGGACACCCUUUCGCAAUCGUACAGAAUUCGAAACGGCAGAGUUCCUGUAUACGCAAAAUCAGAUGCCGGCAGGUCAAAUCAACCGGUUGCUGGAUUUAUGGGCAUCUACCCUUGCGAAACAUGGCGACAAGCCGCCAUUCGCAGAUCAUCGUGAUCUGUACGACGUCAUCGAUAAUUCACCAUUUGGGGAUGUGAAUUGGCAAAAUUUUACAGUAACUUACGAUGGUGAGAGACCUGAAGAUGGUACCAAGCCGUGGAUGGACGACAAAUACGAAGUCUGGUUUCGUGACCCACGUGAAGUCGUGCGCAAUAUGCUUGCAAAUCCAACAUACGCCAGUGAAGUAGACUACUGCCCCUAUCGAGAAUAUUCAACCGAGGGCGACAAGCGCCAGUGGAAGGAUUUUAUGUCUGGUGACUGGGCAUGGGAUCAGGCAGAUGAAAUAGCUAAGGACCCGAGCACGCUCGGCUCUACGUUUGUCCCUGUCAUCCUUGGCAGUGACAAAACGACAGUUUCAGUCGGGACAGCCCAUCAUGAUGGAGUAGCAGUCAUUGGCUUCCUUGCUAUGCCGAAAACUACAAAGGAACAUGCUACCGAGGCAGUGUUCCGAAAAUUCCGUCGACAGCUGUUCCAUUCGUCACUCUCCAAGAUUCUCAACACGCUGAAACCAGGCAUGACAACCCCCGAAGUCACUCGUUUUGGAGACGGUCACUACCGUCGGGUUAUAUACGGACUAGGGCCAUACAUAGCAGAUUAUGAGGAGCAAGCACUGUUAGCAUGUAUCGUGCGUGGUUGGUGCCCUAAAUGUAUGGCAUCUCGCGAGGAUCUCGACGAAGAUGUGUUACGUCGUUGUCGCGAAUACACAGAAGCACUCGUUCAAGAAGGUUCCUUAGGUGACCUGUGGGAUGACUUUGGAAUAGUCGGGGAACUUGUAGCAUUUACGAACGACUUCCCCAGAGCUGACAUCCAUCAGAUGAUCUCACCGGAUAUUCUCCAUCAACUCGUCAAAGGAGCAUUCAAGGACCACCUCGUCGAAUGGGUCGAGAAAUACCUCAGACACACACAUACGAAACGAAAGGCGGAUCAAAUUAUGGAUGAUAUUGAUUGCAGAAUUGCCGCUGUCGCCUCAUUUUCAGGCUUGCGACGAUUUCCUCAGGGACGUGGCUUCAAGCAAUGGACAGGAGAUGAUUCGAAGGCCCUGAUGAAGGUCUACUUGCCUGCCAUCGAGGGUCAUGUACCCGUAGAUGUCAUGCGCACCUUUCGUGCACUUCUCGAAUUUUGUUACCUAGUCCGUCGUAACAUAAUCACAGAAGACACUCUAGUCGAAAUCGAAGACGCUCUCUCACGCUUUCACCAUUACCGUAACAUCUUCAGGACGACAGGAGUGGUUCCUACCUUUUCCCUACCUCGUCAACAUUCACUCAAGCACUAUGUCCAAAACAUACGAUUGUUUGCUGCACCGAACGGCCUCUGCUCAUCGAUUACUGAAAACAAGCACAUCAAAGCGGUCAAGGAGCCAUGGAGACGAUCCAGCCGUUAUAAUGCACUUGCACGAGCUGACUUCACACGUCGGGGAAUGUUAACUGGUACUUGCCUCUCAAUCAAUGAACUUGAUGAAAAUGUGCCGGCACCAGCACCAGCACCUCUGCUGAUCGGCAUCGAUGAGGACCUGGAAAUUGAUGAUGGUCCGACGGUUCUACAAGCUUAUGUCCAGCUGGCGAAAACACGCCAGGGCAAAAAACGUGCUCAAACUAUUCCUGCACUUGCCGAAGAACUCAAUAUUCCUAGUCUACCUGACCUCCUCAGACGCUUCUUAUUCCAACAGUUGCAUCCUAAAGAUCCUCGCGACCCAUCUAAUAUACCCCUCGCCGAAUGUCCCCUCUAUCUUAGCAAAAUCUCGGUCUUCAAUUCCGCAUCAUCACGAUUCUAUGCGCCGAGUGAUUUGAGCGGGAUCGGUGGUAUGCGUGUUGAACACAUUCGUUCUUGCCCCAUCUGGCGGAACGAGUACCAGCGCCAUGACUGUGUUUUCGUCAACACAGACUCCAGUUUGCCUGGCAUGCAAGGCCUCGAAGUCGCCCGUGUUCGUGCAUUUUUCUCAUUCAGGUACCGGGGCAGGUUAUAUCCCUGCGCUCUAAUAAGCUGGUUCGACAAAGUUGGCGACGCCCCAGAUGAAGAUACAGGAAUGUGGAUAGUUCGUCCUGGAUUUGGAGCAGACAGUGCUCCAGGGUACGCGGUCAUUCAUAUUGACUCUAUUUAUCGUGCUGCGCAUCUUAUUCCCAUGUAUGGCGUGCAAUUUGUGCCCCGGGAGCUCAAAUUUUAUCAUUCAUAUGACGCAUUUCAAGCCUACUAUGUGAACAAAUACGCUGAUCACCACGCAUUCGAGAUUGCAUUUUGACUUCACUUUGUUUUGGAUACUAGCGUGUAGCUACUUAAACACAAUUUGACUAUAUACUACUAUUUUCGUUCUGAACGUGCCUUAUUUCCCUUUGCACCGACAAUUUCACUUAGCCACUCUGUGGCGCCUUUGAGAAAAUUCAGGACACCCAAUUAACACUCCUUAUAUUCAUUUUCGCGCCUUAGCGCUGGCGCCAAGGCGGGUAAAGUGAGAUAAUAGCAGAAAAUAAAAGUGAGGUUUUACUGAUGCCGCUGGGUCUCAGCCCAACUACUACCUCACUGUUUUUGCAUUAGACGAAGCUAGAUGAAAUGGACAACCUCUCAUUCUGCAAAUCAACCGACAGCAGUUAACUUGCUGUGCUGUAUCGCAGUCUUUCAAGAUCUGCGGCCACAGCGACAACUCGGCUAAUGGUUCUUCGAAGCUUCAAGAUCGAAUCCUUACUAUUGUCGCAAAGUCUGCACUUGAACAUACUAAGUGCACCUAUUUCUG
Molecule: messenger RNA, 3327 nt
Organism: Suillus discolor
Lineage: Eukaryota; Fungi; Basidiomycota; Agaricomycetes; Boletales; Suillaceae
Exons: 12
Coding region: 1-2838 (945 amino acids)
Source: RefSeq, a predicted model, not a curated record